AGCUGCUUCAUCUGAAGUGGGCGUGCCGAGUGCAAGAACUCAACUCGACACUCGACUCUCGACUGACUCGACUCACAACUUCCCAUAAACUAAAAAUUGCUAAUUACUCAAAACUCAAAUUAGUGGCUGCUGUUGUGACUAAGGAAUAAGGAUAAGAUUAUUUUGGAAUCAUUAUAUUUUUAACAGAUUCAGACAUGUCUCUGCAAGUUUUAAGCCGUUCAGUUGUGGGUCUCGCAUGUAAAAAUGCACGUUCUGCAAUGAGAAUUCAACCCGCACGAAACUCCAGCUACCUUGGCAGCAAAGUAGUUGAUCCAUUAAAGAAAUACCCCGACGUUGAAGUCGUUCGCAACCCUCCAGAAUGGAUAUUUGUGGAACGACUCUUUCCUCGCAAGACGGUACCAUCACCCCCUUCUGAAGAAACUCCGUCAGGAUGGAAACCAACAAAACAGGAGGCACUCAGUCAUCCUUAUUCUAUUGGACGCUCCCGUAAUCACAUGCCUUCAAUUUACCUUGUAAUAAGAAAUAGAGGUUUCCAAAAACACACCGUUAUCAGGCACAUAAAGGGCGAUAUUUGGCGUCUCAAGGAAGAGCUCAACAAAAGAAUUGAGGAUAGACUAGAUAUGAAGCAUGGAAUUCAUGUGAAUGAGAUGUAUGGUCUCAUUAAAAUUAAGGGUGAUGUUUAUAAUUUGGUUUUAGAAUUGUUCAAUGAAAAAGGAUUUUAAAAUGUUCACCAAAAUCGUAGAAUAAAAAAUUUAUAAGAAAUUUUCCUUUUUUUCUUUAAAAGCCAUAACUUUUAGUGAUAAAAUUUUUCAUGCCUCUUUAAAUAUAUAAUAAAUUAAGAACAC
Messenger RNA from Neocloeon triangulifer, 845 nucleotides. RefSeq names its product large ribosomal subunit protein mL49 (gene mRpL49). The coding region runs from base 195 to 722 and encodes 175 amino acids. The record is from RefSeq and is a predicted model, not a curated record. Gene Ontology annotation, cellular component: ribosome; mitochondrial large ribosomal subunit. Gene Ontology annotation, biological process: translation. Gene Ontology annotation, molecular function: structural constituent of ribosome. Lineage: Eukaryota; Metazoa; Arthropoda; Insecta; Ephemeroptera; Baetidae. The transcript has 2 exons.